AUGAUUCACCCCCCUGAAACAUUGAACGAAAUCAAAUCGUCCCAUCUAGGGCCUGUAGAAUCCCAAGAUAUCCCGAAUCCGAUGACCAGCCCAGACCCUCCUCCAAAACCCCAGAUGACUAUGUCAUCUCUCCUGAAUCUAAACGAGAUCGAAGAAGCCGCCACAAAAAUAAUCAGCAAAAAGGCAUGGGCGUACUACUACUCCGCAGCAGACGACAAAAUCUCCAAAACCCUCAACACGACCGCCUACCGCUCGAUCCUCUUCCGACCGAGGAUAUUCAUCGACUGCCAGACAUGCAAAUUAGAAACGACCCUCCUGGGCAACAAAGUCCGCCUCCCAAUCUUCAUCAGCCCAACAGCAAUGGCGCGUCUCGGCCAUCCAGCAGGCGAGAAGGGGAUAGCAACUGGAUGUCAAUCAUUCGGCAGCGCACAGAUCAUCGCAAACAACUCGUCUCUAUCACCAGAGCAAAUCGUCUCUGAUGCACCGGAAAGCCAAGUAUUCGGAUGGCAGCUGUAUGUGCAGAGAAACCGCAAACUGAGCGAAGACAUGCUGGCGCGCGUGAAUCGAUUAGACCGUAUCAAGUUUAUUGUCUUGACGCUGGACGCACCCGUCUCCGGGAAGAGGGAGGACGACGAGCGGGCCAACGUGCAAGUGGGAGCUCAUUCGGCUGGAAGUGUUAGUAGCCAGCUUUUUGCUGGGACGGAUCCUUCUCUGACGUGGACGGAGACACUGGGAUGGCUGGCGGGACAUACCACCAAACCGAUUGUUCUCAAGGGGAUCCAGACGCACGAGGAUGCACUGUUAGCGGCGCGGCAUGCGCCUUUGGUUAAGGCUAUUGUGUUGUCGAAUCACGGUGGAAGAUCGCUGGAUACGGCGCCUCCGGCUGUGCACACUCUUCUUGAAAUUAGGACGUACUGUCCGGUUGUGUUUGACAAAUUGGAGGUUUGGGUAGAUGGUGGGAUACGUCGGGGUACUGAUGCCGUGAAGGCACUGUGUUUAGGUGCUAAGGCUGUUGGGAUUGGUCGACCGGCACUUUGGGGUCUUGCAGCUGGUGGUGUGGAGGGGGUGGAACGAACUUUGCAGAGUCAGUCAGAAUUUUUCUCCUCGUUUCUCGUGUUGCGGUUUCUGACAUGGACUGUGUGA
Molecule: messenger RNA, 1143 nt
Organism: Penicillium nucicola
Lineage: Eukaryota; Fungi; Ascomycota; Eurotiomycetes; Eurotiales; Aspergillaceae
Exons: 1
Coding region: 1-1143 (380 amino acids)
Molecular function (GO): FMN binding; oxidoreductase activity
Source: RefSeq, a predicted model, not a curated record